Prunus armeniaca (apricot) is the source of this 1047-nucleotide messenger RNA. Lineage: Eukaryota; Viridiplantae; Streptophyta; Magnoliopsida; Rosales; Rosaceae. The record is from the annotation of a GenBank genome assembly.
AUGGAGAUGGAAAGCAACCUUAUCAUGAAAAAUCAGAAGCUUGAAGCUUUUGGUAUUCUCAGAAAAGCUCUUAUAAUCUCUACAAGAAACACCAACUUCUUUAUCUUCACCAUUCUCACCUCCUUUCCUCUGUUCUGUUUCUUGGUUUACUAUGAGUCUUCUCUCCAAAAAUCCCUGGUUGAAAUCUCAAAAAUUCUAAAUCCACCCUACAAGCACAACAAUUUCAUUGGUUACAAUGCUUACUUCAACUUGAGUUGGUCAAUACCAUUAGACAUAGCCACAAAAUUGAACAAAGAGUUUCCUUAUGAGUUGACUCAUCUUGGUCUUCUCUAUCUGGUGCCUCUCCAUCUCCUAAAGCUCAGCACUGUGAUUGUGAUUGUCCAUCUGGCAUCAAAGAUAUACACGGAAGAGAUACCGACAACGAUGACUUUCAAAGAGAUGGUACAUAGACCCUUUGGCAAAACAAGACUGAAGGGCGCAUUUGUUACAUAUGUCUAUGUUCUUUUCUUGUCAACUUGUACUCUUCUAGGAUUGGCAUGGUUAGGAAUAACAUACUAUGCUCUCUUCAGGGACUUCAGCUUCAUGGAUGAUCGUGUUUCCUAUGCUCUCUUCAGGAACUUCAGCUUCACGGAUGAUCGUGUUUCCUAUGCUGUUCUUUGUUGGCCAUCUUUUGUAGCAUUGCUAACAAUGUAUUUGGCAUGGAGUUCUGUAUGGAAUGUGAGUGUUGUGAUUUCAAUUUUGGAGGGGACACGUGGAAUCAAGGCAUUUGGUCAAGCAAUAUAUCUCACCAGUGGUUGUGAGUGGAAAGGGUUUAUUUUGAUGCUUAUUUUCUGUGCUUGGGAAGUAGGUUUAAGGUUGCCAUGCCUCUACAUUGGCAGCUAUGAAAGAGGGAAUUAUAUUGGUCUUGUUGCACAGGUUAGCUUGUUCUGCUUUGGGAAUGUGCUGAAGUGGGUUGCCUGCAUGAUAUAUUUCUACGAUUGCAAGAACCGGGCUUUAGAGAAGAAGCUGAUUAUGAAGGGUAAGAAGAGAGCUGAAAGCUGUGGAUGA